CGCUAAACUCUCAGUCACUCCCAACUCUUCUCAUUUGAUCCCUACGAUAGAUCAGCACCAGCACCAGCACUAUGACCGGCAGUAAGAAUGUGGUGUUCGACAUUGUCGGCACACUGGUCUCCUACGAUGUCCUCUUCGAAGCGAUCGACACGCAACUGGGCGACCGUCUCCGUGCGGAGGGAAUCAAGCCUUCCUUGUUAGGAUACACCUGGAUCGAGGUCGCAGAGCGCGAGUACACAUAUCUGAGCUUGUCGGGCCAGUAUAAGACAUUCGCUACUUGUCUAGAACUGCUCUUCUGGCGAAUGCUCAAGAUGGCCGGCAUCCAAGACCCGCGAAGCUUUGCCUCGAAGAGCGAUCUUGAGUUCAUCAUGAGUAGGUAUGCCAAACUUGGACUCCGUCCAGGAGCGGCCGAGUGCGUCACUAAGUUGCGUGAUGCUGGAUUCACUGUCUGGGCGCUCACAGCGGGGGACGCCGCGAGAGUGGGGGGAUAUUUCGCCAACGCUGGACUUGAAUGGCCCGCAGAGAAUCUGAAAUCCUGUGACUCGCAGGGAAUAGGCAAGCCAGACUUGCGAGUGUACCAGCCGCUGCUCGAGCAGCUCUCCCAGCACGGCCAACCCUGGUUUGCUGCUGGGCAUAUGUGGGACGUUUCGGCGGCUCGCCGUGCGGGGUAUAAAGGAGCGUACUGCACCAUCUGGGAAAAGGAGCCGAUUGUGGAAUUAUUUGGAGAGAUGGACGUCAUGGCAGACACUCUGCCAGCGAUGGCUGACAAGAUAAUUGCUGCGGAAAACAAGUGA
Molecule: messenger RNA, 794 nt
Organism: Aspergillus vadensis CBS 113365
Lineage: Eukaryota; Fungi; Ascomycota; Eurotiomycetes; Eurotiales; Aspergillaceae
Product: haloacid dehalogenase-like hydrolase
Exons: 2
Coding region: 72-794 (240 amino acids)
Source: RefSeq, a predicted model, not a curated record